This is a messenger RNA of Thalassophryne amazonica, 3097 nucleotides long. RefSeq names its product endochitinase A-like. The transcript is spliced from 2 exons. Lineage: Eukaryota; Metazoa; Chordata; Actinopteri; Batrachoidiformes; Batrachoididae. The record is from RefSeq and is a predicted model, not a curated record. The coding region runs from base 923 to 2593 and encodes 556 amino acids.
CCUGCUUCACAUCACCCUAAUUUGUUUUCUCCUUAUUUAAACCAUCACAGUCUCACAGCUCACUGCCAGUUUGUUGUCGCUUUUUGCACACCUUUUGUUCUCAGUCCUGUUUUGCCAAGCCGUGUAUCGAUUGUUGCUCUGUUUUUCCUCAACCACGUUUUUUGCCUCAUCCUUGAUAACUGUGUUUGCUCGUGCCUUGAUCCCUGCUGGAUCAUGACUGCAUUUUUGUCUGACCCCAAUUGUACCUCUGCUUCACUGCUUGAUCACCUGUACACCAAACCUAAGCCUGAAAUAAAGACCAUGUUUUUUCCUACUCCAACUACAAGUCUGGAAGUCUGCAUUGCGGGUCCAGCCACUAUGGAUGUCAGCAGUUGCCUGUCCUGACAGAACAAACUAGCCAUAACAUGGUCCCCGCAGGCUUCACUCCAUCCACAGACGCUUUUGCCUCAAAUCCUGACAUUGAGGAGACAAAAAGAAUUUUUUUCAGACCUCUCAUUCUUUUUAAUCUGUUUUCAUGACUGCUAUGCGCCCAGAGAAAAGUUUGAUUACUUGGAGCAUGCCUGGGAGUUGGUGAAUUCGCACGCAUGGCUUUUUUACUUUUUCCCUGAGCUUCCGAGCCUAGAUGACGUUUUUUGCAAACCGAAACUCCCAGAUUGGAUGAAGCACCCUGAGGCCUACCUACCUUCUGAAGAUGAUGAGGCUGACUGGGUUGAUGUGGAAGAGGAUGGUAAUUCAGAGUCAGAACAGACAGUACUCCAGGACACAGCUACUGUAUUAUUCAAAAUACAGGACUUAUUUUUUGAGUAUCAGGACUGCCGCAGUCAGUGGAGCAAACAGCAGAUUUUCUCAGCUCUUUCCCAGAACUGAAAGACAUCAAGACGCAGUUCCAGCAGGGUUGGGUGCCUCCAAGCAUUGAAGAUGCAUGGAGGCAAUGGACUUUUUGGUUGAGUCUGAAAUUACUACUGCCUACUGUGACACACCACGAAUAAUCACACUUUCUGACGCUGCCAUUGCACCUCAUCAGCAUGCCGAACCACAGAAGCGGACCACUUACCUUCUGCCGUCAGUUCCUGAAGUGCAGCCUGUGAUGCCAUCCUCGCUCCAGAUUCCCCCAAAACCUGCUCCACGAAGGAACCGAGUGGUAUCCCCAGUCAGGCCUUCUGAUCCAGCGGAGCAGCACGUCCAGGUCACAAGCAUCACAGGUCCUCAGCUCCAUGACGUCCCUGUUCCUGCGCCUCGGAAAAGGCGGGCGUCCCAGCUGACAUCGCCGGCUCCUGCUUCGGAGAUUGCUCCGUCCACGAACACCGAUGCACCAGCUUUGUUCGACUCCCCGCUGGCAGCCACAUCCACCAGCCCUUCGGGACACUCCGAGAUCACUGAGCUACCAGUUGGGCCGUCUGGAACGUGCAGGUCACUCCCUGCAGUUCUGACCGAGAGAACCAUGAUCUCAACUUCUCAGGAAACCUCCACAUCUUCUGCUGCUUCUGCCCGCUUGACUUCAGCGUGUCUGGCUGCAGCCUCUCCCGUGGAGUCAUCUGUGUCUUCGUGCACGGCGACAACGGCCAGCCCUGCCUCCUCAAGCACGCUGGUGGAAACUUCGUCCGUGGUUUGCGGACCAGCAGCAUCAUCCUCACUGUUCGGAUCCACCUCGGGCAGUACCGCUGCAGCUGUUUCAGCAACGCCCGGAUCUGCUAUUUCGGUGGCUCCAGCUGGCUUCGUCGCUGCGCACACUAUGAUCGCCUCAUCGAUAUCUUUGUUUACUACUGGAUCUACGUCAUCAGCGAGCAACACGGCUUCAGUGGGCGCCAUUGCAACAUCAUUGGUGACAUCACCCCCUUCAGGAGCUACCGUGAUGACAGCCCAGACGUCUGCUGCUAUCGAGCUAGCCUCUGCACGUUCCGCCGUUUUUUCAGAUGAAGGAAGAGUCGGAACGAAUCCUGCUUCACGACCAGUAAUGGGAUCUGAGAGCGCUGUUCACACGCAUAUGCAGCUGCACAGUGCUGCCAUCCCAGAGCCUCUACAGCUGGCUCUUUCAUCUGAGUUCACCUGGAAGAUGACUUCUGAGGACUGCAUUAAAGGGACAGUCAGUGAUUUUCCUUUAUGUGUCUGGUUUAUGCUGUUCUGUUUCACUGUCAGUAAGUCUGUUAGAAAUCUGCUUACAAUGCCACGUAUCAAUCUGAAACGGUCUUCUUAUGAAUCUGUCAUUAGUCUGUCACAAGCACCGUUCCUGAAUCUGAAAGAGUGUUUUUGUAAAUUGAUGGAGAAACUGCCUAGGUUGCCACGUCACAUUUUGAAAUGUAAGCUUCUGUUACUGUUGUUAUCUACCACAUGUGUCAUGCUGAGCUGCAGGCAAGUUGUUUUCUUCAGGUCCCUCCCUGAAAGAGUUUAUCAGUUUAGGAGAUGCAGCUCCACUCAAGCUUGGGCUAAGUCCUAUCAGUGGGUUUUGGAUCGUGUUCCCAGUUCGGCUCACGUUAUGAACUUAUUGGAAAGGCGCAGCUAUCAUUUGUACUUUUGGAAGGAAAUGAUUCUUAAGAUUAGCUCAUACUCAGAAGUUCAGUCAUGUUUUGGGUUAUGUUCUACAUCUCACAGUUAAGCAAGGGAUAGUUUAUGUGUCUGGAUUUUGCACCUGUAUGAUUCAUUUAAGAUCUCUGGGUCAGUCUUCUUUAAUGUGGUAUAUGAUUCAGUGAGGCCUCAUCUGAAUCAUUUAGGUCUCUGGCUUUUGUUUCUGUUAAGACAGAUGGUUAACUGGAUAUGGGAUUUUACGACAUAUGAUAACAUCCCAACUCAUGUGAUUUGUGGGAUGGCUCGGUAGUGAGAUCUUUAUGUUUUUGGUUUAUGCACUUCAGUGCCUCCUUUCAGCUAUCCUUUGGUGUUCUCCAUAGCAUUUUAUUUGGAAGGCUUAAUUCUCACCUGUGUUCUGCGACUGACCACUUCUCGGACUCCUUGGAGGGGGUUGUUAUCUGGGAUGGGGGUUUAGGAAUGCUGAGUGCGUAUUGGUUUCGUUGGGUUGUUGGGAUGUUUUGGGUUUGGUUAUUUCUUUGGUUCUUUUUGUUUGUUUUUUGUUUGUUUUGUUUUUUGCCUUCUUGCUCUCGGUCGG